AUGCAGAGCAUUAAUACGAAAAGCAUAGUAUUUUAUAAUGGGUCAACUAAAAGAUCGUCAUGCGGUUACUGCAAGAAAGAAAAUUCCAGCUUUAGCAAUGGAAUGUGGGCUUCAAGUCUUUCAGUACAAGCAUAUCAAGAUAUGAUUGAUCGUGGCUGGCGACGUGCUGGCAAGUAUUGUUACAAAGCACUCAUGGAAAAGACCUGUUGUCCACUUUACACAAUCAGAUGUGAAGCUUUAAAUGUUGAGUUAUCAAAGUCACAGAAAAAAAUCAUUAAAAGAGUAACUACAUUUUUAAAAAAUGGGGAAUGUGAGAAAAAUCCAGUUAAUACUGAACAAGCUGAAAGAGAACCCAUUAUGAAAUAUAAAUUUGAAGAUAUACAAAAUCAUGAUGAUGAAAUGAAAAUUACUAACUCUGAUUAUUUAUUUGAUGAAGAACAAAGUGCUUCUGUUAUUGGUUCUCAUAAUAGUACUGUAGUUACUACAAAUACAGAAGAUAGCAAAAUGGUUGUACCUCUUGAUUUAAGUUGCAACUCUGAUACUAAGAAAGAAACUAAAAAAGUUAAGCCUGGCGAAGGAGCUAAUCCAAAUUUGCCUAGUUCAAAAAAAAAAAAAUUACUACGCAUUCAAAAGAAACUAGCCAAGGACCCAAAUUUUGUAACUAAAAUUUCAGCACCUCAACAAAAAUGUUUAGAAGAAUUUAUUGCAGAGAAUGAUUCAGUAUCUGCUGGUGGGGUUCAAAAAUUAAGAGUGUCUUUGGUCAAGACCGGCACAGAAGCAUUUACUCAAACUUUCACUGCGGGAGCUACCCUAUUUGCCAAAUAUCAAAUAGCCGUGCACAACGACACACCAGAUGAGUGUAAUAUGGAACAAUACUUAUCAUUUCUUGUUGAUUCACCUUUGAAGGAGGAAAAAUCAAAGCAUCCUGAUCAUCCAGGAUAUGGUUCAUUUCAUCAACAAUACUGGCUUGGUGAUAAACUAAUAGCUGUUGGAGUAAUAGAUAUUUUACCAAAAUGUGUAUCAUCUGUAUAUUUAUUUUACGACCCAGAUUAUCAUAAUUUAGUUUUAGGAACUUACAGUUCUUUGAGGGAAAUUUAUUUAGUAAGACAAUUGUACAAGAUGUCACCCGAUUUGAAGUAUUACUAUAUGGGCUUUUAUAUACAUUCAUGUUCAAAAAUGCGCUACAAGGCAAAAUUUCGACCAUCUUAUCUAUUAUGCCCACUUAAAUAUACAUGGCAUGCAAUUGAUAAAUGUAUUCAGAAACUUGAUAAUGAAAAGUAUUCUAUAUUUGAUGUGUCUGGGGAUGUUCAAGAUGCUGAUAUUUCCACAAUAGAUAAUAUUCCAGUAUUGUAUCGUGGUUCAUUGAUGCCUUAUUCAGCGUUCAAAAUAAUUGGUAAUAACGAAAAUGACGAUGAACGGAUUAAAGAAUAUAAAAUAUUAAUUGGACCUAAACUAGCACGGAAAUUAAUUUAUUGCAUUAUGGAUUAA
Molecule: messenger RNA, 1488 nt
Organism: Macrosiphum euphorbiae (potato aphid)
Lineage: Eukaryota; Metazoa; Arthropoda; Insecta; Hemiptera; Aphididae
Source: the annotation of a GenBank genome assembly